Messenger RNA from Parnassius apollo (apollo), 10977 nucleotides. The record is from the annotation of a GenBank genome assembly. Lineage: Eukaryota; Metazoa; Arthropoda; Insecta; Lepidoptera; Papilionidae.
AUGCGCGAAGAUUUCAUGAUGAGUAUGAAAAAGGCGAUUGUGGAUUUUGUCUUAAAAGAUCCAAAUACGGAAGAAUCCCUCGACGAGGAAGACACGCCACUGAAACAAGAAUUAGCUAUGAAGGAUGACGCAUGGAGAAACAGAUAUGUUAUAUCCACAAAAUACAUAAAGAAAAAUUUACACAGCAUUAACCCAUGUAUUGCGCAAGUUUUACAAAUAUGGUGGAGACAAUUCAACGAACUACGACUUAUCAGUAUGAAAGACAUUAUGAUGAGCAACGAAGCGUACGAGCUGCAGGACUUUAGUUUCGUGUGCAAAAGGCACAUAGAUGCGGCCGGUAAUGUUCUUACGCUCCAGUGGAUACCGACAAUACAGGCCGUGUUCCUUCAGGGAAGUAAAAAGAAACAGAUACCGGAUCCGAAACAGGUGUUGAAGAUGAAACGUUUUUACAAUUGUCUCGCCUGCAUCAUGACGUAUAACUUACAAACACUCUGCUUGAAAUCUAUGAAAGAAUAUACCGACUAUAUUAUGGAUGUUGGGGGUAUAAAUCAAGGUUUUAUAAUAAAUCUGACUUUCCAAAACGAUGCUAUUGAGUUCGAGCCCUCAUUUAAGCAGUUUCGUGACAAACUCUGUCUGAUGUAUGAUUUUUUAAUGGAUGCCUGUAGACAGUCACCACGCUUGGAAACAAUAUUGUAUCAGGAUUUUGAUGUAAAUGCUCGUGAAACUCUUAAGCCAAUAAUAGACAACGAAUUGAUUGAAGACUAUAAAUCAAAAAUAGCAGAUUUGAUUGAUGAACAAAGGAUUGGACCAGAACUGAGAGUCCAAGAUUUCGACGACUAUGUUUGCUUACUUAAUGGAGAGUCCAUUGCGCAAGUUGAAGAUUUCAUCAAUUCUCGUCCAGAAAAGACAUUCGAAGAGUUCUGUCAAGAGUCAGUUAAAUAUGUGGAGUUGACACGAGAGAUACCCUCAAAACUAGAGGGGACAAUCGUUAUAGGAAUGUACAGGAUGCAGAGGAAUGACUUGAUUAAUGCGUUGCGUGGAGCCGCAACAAGACUUGCUAGUACUCUUCUAAGAAAAAUGACUGAGGAUUAUCAGAGUCUGGUCAAAACAAUAUAUGAUGAAUAUUCCGCCAUCGCAAACACUCUUCUCACACCACCUCCGGAUACUGCUGCGUUGAUGGAGCUUAUUGCAUACUGCAAGAAGGUAGAAGACACAGUUCUCGAAGAAAUGGAGUACAAGCUACGCAACGUAAUGGGAUAUAUCACUUUUCUCGGAGAUUAUACGACUUUCACUCCGCUAGAGAUGAAGGCGAACAAUCAAACGUUCCAUUGGUAUGCACGAAUGCCUGGCGUUGUAGACGAAUGCAAAUCAAUUUGUGAUCAGAAGAAAACUGAAUAUCAGGAGUUGUUAAAGGUUCGAAUCGCCAAGUUUAUUGAAGAUCUUGACUUGUACGAGCUACAGUGUAAUGAGCUUCAGUAUUGGGGCGAUAUUAACGAGUUGUCCAAAUAUGUUACACGCGCUCGUAACCUUGACGAAAAGUUAUCUAAUGCUUUAUUGAAGAUAGAUCAAUUCAAUGAGGAAGAAGCUUCUUUCGGGUGGGAGCUUUCGCAAUACCCAAAAAGAAAAAAAAUUUUCGAUCGUCUUGCCCCUUUCAAGAAACUCUACGAUGCGGGUUAUGAUUUCUUGGGAAAACAUAAUAAUUGGAUAAAGUCUAAGGUCGGUAGUUUUGAUCCUGAGGAAAUAGAAGGAGAUGUAAGCUACUAUUACAAAAUUGUAUAUAAACUAGAAAAGUCAUUACAAGACGUUCCUGAAACCCACCAGCUUGCUGUUUCAGUCAGGGAGAAAAUAGAAGAAUUUAAAACGCAUCUGCCAAUCAUUCAAACAUUAGGAAAUCCGGGCAUGAAACCCCGCCAUUGGGAGAAAGUUUCUGAAAUUGUUGGUUUCCCUAUAGUCGUCGACGACGAAUUGUCACUUGAAAAAGUGAUAGAUUUCAAUUUGGUCGAUUACAUCGAGAAGUUCGAGGGUAUCUCGGAGGCUGCAACUAAAGAAAAUAAUCUUGAAAAAGCGUUGGAUAAGAUGAUGAAAGAAUGGGCUGAUCUUAAAUUUGAAAUCCUGUUGUACAAUGACUGGGAGGGCAAACUUAUAUUGCUACAGGAAAUACUUGACGAGUGGCUUAAAGUCCAAGCAACAUGGAUGUACUUGGAACCCAUCUUUUCCUCACCUGAUAUUCAACAGCAAAUACCUGAAGAAGGUCGAAGAUUUAGCGCCGUUGAUAAGAUGUGGCGGGAAAUAAUGAAAGUCGCAUACGCUGAGCCCCGAGUGCUUGAUGUGAUCACAAUUGAAAAGAUGUUAGAUAGACUGCGUAAAUCGAACAAUUUACUAGAACUGGUGCAGAGGGGCUUGAAUGCUUACCUCGAGAAAAAACGUCUUUUCUUUCCCCGAUUUUUCUUUUUAUCCAAUGACGAGCUAUUGGAAAUUCUAUCUGAAACAAAAGAUCCUUUACGCGUACAGCCGCAUCUAAAGAAGUGUUUCGAGGGCAUUGCAAAGCUGACGUUUACAGAGGAUUUGGUAGUAACGCACAUGAAGUCUUCGGAGGGCGAGAUCGUUUCGCUGACAACGACCAUAAACACAGCAGCCGCUAGGGGUCAAGUAGAAAAAUGGCUUGUGGAGCUGGAGAAAUCAAUGAAAGAUUCGGUACAUCACGUUGUGCAUCUAUCGUACGAUGAUUACAUACAGCGGCCAAGGGAGACGUGGGUACUCGUUUGGCCCGGACAGGUGGUGCAAUGUAUAGCAAUGACUUAUUGGACGUCAGAAGUAACAGAGUCUAUUCAUAUCAGCGUUCCUGCAAUGAGGGCUUAUUGGGAAAAGUGUAACUAUCAGAUAUCCAAAAUUGUGGAUUUGGUUCGAGGAGAACUUAGUGUACAAAAUCGCAUUACAUUAGGUGCUUUGGUUGUACUGGAUGUUCACGCUAGAGACGUUCUUAUGUUGCUCAUUGACUUAGAAGUGGAGCAGGACAACGACUUUAAUUGGCUGUCGCAGAUACGGUAUUAUUGGGAGGAACAAGAGGAGAUAGGAAUGCAGAUCGUAACGCGUAUGAUCAACUCUCAGCUGAGGUACGGCUACGAGUACCUCGGCAACACUGGACGCUUGGUCGUUACGCCGCUGACAGAUCGUUGCUUUAGGACGUUGUUCGGAGCCCUGCAUUUGAACUUAGGAGGCGCACCUGAAGGCCCCGCAGGUACCGGAAAGACAGAAACAACUAAAGAUUUGGCCAAAGCAGUAGCAAAACAAUGCGUAGUGUUUAAUUGUUCAGAUGGUCUUGAUUAUAUUGCGCUGGGGAAAUUCUUUAAGGGUCUAGCUUCUUGCGGUGCGUGGUCGUGUUUCGACGAGUUUAACAGAAUUGAUCUAGAAGUGCUUUCAGUAGUAGCGCAGCAAAUUCUCUCUAUUCAGCGCGGCAUAAACUCCGGAGCUACUGAGCUAUUGUUUGAAGGCACGCUGUUGCAACUCGAUAAGACUUGUGCCGUUUUCAUUACUAUGAAUCCGGGUUAUGCCGGAAGGUCGGAACUACCUGAUAACUUAAAGGCGCUGUUUCGCUCAGUGGCUAUGAUGGUACCGGACUACGUGUUGAUCUCCGAAAUAGAACUUUACGCUUUUGGAUAUUUGAAUGCUAAGCCUUUGGCCGUGAAGAUAGUUGCCACAUAUAAAUUGUGCUCGGAACAGUUGUCGUCUCAAAGUCACUAUGACUAUGGUAUGCGCGCAGUAAAAUCUGUGCUCCGAGCCGCUGGUGCACUAAAACUGCGGUAUCCAGACGAAGAUGAGGACAUCAUAUUGUUGCGUUCCAUCAAGGAUGUUAAUCUUCCCAAGUUUCUUGAACACGAUGUGCCACUAUUUAUGGGUAUAAUUGGUGAUCUAUUCCCCGGUCUGCCACUACCUGAAGCCGGUCUACCGCACUUAGUAGCUUGUAUAAAAGAAGCGUGCGUAAAGCUUAAUUUACAGGCCAAUGAUUUCUUUAUAGAAAAGGUUCUUCAGCUGUAUGAAAUGAUUCUCGUUCGACAUGGCCUUAUGUUGGUUGGAUUGCCGUUUUCGGGUAAAACUAAAUGCUAUCACGCUUUAGCACACGCGUUGGCAUUAGUUUCGGAAAAGGGUCUUAUGGAUGAACACGCUGUGGAAUGGACUGUGAUCAAUCCUAAGGCAAUAACAAUGGGCCAAUUGUAUGGUCAGUUCGAUCCGGUCUCACACGAGUGGUCUGAUGGUAUUUUAGCUGUCAGUUACAGAGCUUUCGCCGUAUCAACUAAUGAUAACAGGAAGUGGUUGGUUUUUGACGGUCCAGUGGAUGCAAUCUGGAUAGAGAACCUCAACACUGUUCUGGACGAUAACAAGAAAUUGUGUUUAAUGAGUGGUGAGAUAAUUCAGCUCGCACCGACUACCAAUCUCAUAUUCGAGCCUAUGGACCUUGAAGCAGCGUCACCAGCCACGCAAAUGUACAUUACUUCACGAACUAACCUAGUCAAGAGUUGCAUGAACCUGUUUGACACAUUUAUGGAUGAUUUCUAUGAUGAAAAAUUUGUAGAACAGAUAUCGGACCUCGAUGUAAGAGCUCAACUAGAGGGUGCUUUCUUUUUUUCUUGUAUUUGGUCUAUUGGAGCGACAUUGGACGGUGAUAGUAGACCAAAGUUUGAUAUGUUAUUCCGUGGUCUACUGGAGAAAGAGUUUCCCGAUAAGGUUAUAAAAGACCUCGGUUAUCCACGGGAAAUAGCUAAGCCCGAUAAGCAGUAUAUAUUUACUAUUCCAAAAGGUAGACUCGUAUACGACUAUAGAUUUAUUAAAGAGGGAAAAGGAAAAUGGAAACCAUUUCAAGAUGAUGUCGUAACAGCGCCUCCAAUCAGUCGCGAUACGCCACCCAACCAGAUUUUGGUUACCACCCUCGAUAGCGUUCGCUAUUUGGCACUGUUUAACCUCUUUGUCACACAUCAAAAGCCGGUCAUGAUGGUUGGACCUACUGGAACUGGAAAGUCUUCAUAUAUUAUAGACUAUUUGGUAAAAAGGGUUGACACAAAAGUGUAUAAGGCCCUCAUUAUGGCUUUCUCGGCACAAACCAACUGUAAUCAAACGCAAGAUAUUAUAAUGGGAAAACUUGACAGAAGGAGAAAAGGUGUCUACGGACCACCAAUUGGUUGUUACAGCGUAGUGUUUGUGGAUGACGUGAGUAUGCCCCAAGCUGAAACCUAUGGCGCUCAACCUCCUAUAGAAGUGUUGAGGCAAGGGAUUGAUUUAGGGCUUUGGGGCUUUUCCAAAGAAUUCGACCCCUGCAUAGACGAAAUAGUCGCUGGUACAUUAGAAGUGUAUAAGCAGUGUAGAUUAAAUUUGUUACCUACGCCAUCUAAGUCCCACUACACAUUUAACCUACGAGAUUUUUCAAAAGUUAUCUUGGGAGUAUUAUUGUCGGUUCCCGAAGUGACUCCAGAUCUUCAAUCAAUUAAACGUCUAUGGGUUCAUGAGUGUCUUCGUGUAUUCUCUGAUCGACUAGUAGGGGAUGCGGAUCGACAGUGGUUGGUACAAUGUUUAAGAGAAGCCACAGAGUUGCAUCUGAAUGAAAACUUCGAUAAAAUGCUCUCUAGGUUGCUGGAUGAUCCUGAAGAACAGAUAACUGAUCUUCAUUUGCGUAAAUUGAUUUACUGCGACUUCGCAAAUCCUAAAGUCGAUACGCGAUUUUACAUGGAAACUACAAACAUGGAGCAUCUUAAUUCAACAGUCGAAGCGUUCCUAGUCGAGUUCAAUAACAUGUCUAAAAAACCCAUGAACUUAGUAUUGUUCCGGUUCGCGAUUGAACAUGUUUCUCGCAUCUGCCGAGUGCUAACGCAACCGCGCUCGCACGCGCUGCUGGUGGGGCUUGGAGGCUCCGGCCGCCAGUCGCUCACGCGUCUCGCUGCGCACAUCAACGAAUAUGAUCUCUUUCAGGUUGAAAUGAGUAGAACUUAUGGGAAAAACGAAUGGCGUGAAGACUUGAAGACGCUACUGAAGAAGUCAAGCACUCCAGAAUUGCACAUGGUGUUUCUGUUCAUCGAAUCACAGAUCAAAGAAGAAGGUUUCUUGGAGGACAUCAACAACAUGCUAAAUUCGGGAGAAGUACCAAACAUAUUCGUUGCCGAUGAAAAGACAGAGCUUUGUGAGAAAAUGAGAGUGAUCGAUCGUCAACGUGACAAGUCACUGCAAACGGACGGAAGUCCUACAGCGUUGUAUGCGUACUUCGUGUCGAUCGUGCGCGACCAGUUACAUAUAGUGCUAGCGAUGUCCCCAGCGGGCACUGCGCUGCGCACGCGUAUCCGCAAGUUCCCGUCACUCGUCAACUGUUGCACCAUUGACUGGUUCCAGGAAUGGCCAGCAGAUGCCCUAUUAGCUGUUGCAAAACGUUUUCUCAAAGAUAUUGAAUUGACGGAUUUAGAGCGCGAGACGGCCAUCAAGCUAUGUCAAAUGUUCCACACAGACACACAAGAGCUGACCCGACAAUUUUUGCUGCGGCUUAAAAGAUAUAACUACGUCACGCCAACCGCUUAUCUUGAACUUAUCAAUAUGUUUAAGACUUUACUAAGUAAAAAACGAACAGAGUUGAUUACAAAUGAAAAACGUUACAUCACUGGUCUGGAUCAGCUGGCUAUUGCUGCUAAAUCAGUCACUGCACUACACGAAGCCUUAGCAAUUCUGCAACCGAAGUUAGCAGCCGGUGCCGCCGCUGUAGCCGAGACAACUGCUAAAAUAGAGAAGGAAAAAGAGGGAGUAGCAUUAGUAGAGGCAGAGGUCUUAGUGGAUCAGGCUGCUGCAGAAGAGCAGGCAAAAGAAGCACAGGGCAUAAAGGACGAAUGCGACGCAGAUUUGGCCGAAGCGAUGCCGAUUCUAAAUGCAGCCUUAGCAGCGCUAGACACUUUAACACCUCAAGAUAUUACCUUCAUUAAAACCAUGAAGAGUCCGCCACGUGGAAUUAGACUUGUUAUGGAAGCCAUUUGCAUAUUAAGGGAUGAUCCGGAUGUGAAACCGGAUAAAAUCCCGAAUCCAUCAGGCAUUGGUACCAUCGAGGACUAUUGGGGCCCAUCCAAGAAGUUGUUAAACGACAUUAAAUUCUUGGAGUCGCUGCAGAACUAUGACAAAGACAACAUACCUCCGCCCGUUAUGAAGAAAUUAAUGGCUACUGUGAUGCAAGAUGAAGCUUUUGUACCGGAGAAGAUUAAAACUGUAUCAGUGGCGGCGGAAGGUAUGUGCAAGUGGGUGAUUGCUAUGACGAAGUACGACAAGGUGGCUAAGAUUGUAGCCCCAAAGAAGCAGCGUUUGGCGGCUGCUCAGGCCGUAUAUGACAAAGCGAUGGCCGCACUCGCUGUCAAGCAGGCCCAGCUCAAGGAGGUACAAAUGAAAUUAGCAAAAUUAGAAGAAAUACUGGCUGAACAAAAUCGCCAACAGAAGAUACUAGAUGAUGAAGUGAUGGACUGUAGCAAUAAGCUGAAACGUGCUGAGAUGCUGAUUUCCGGUCUCGGCGGAGAGAAGACGAGGUGGACUCAGAUAGCGAAAUCGCUCAGAGAUAAUUACAAUUCACUCACUGGUGAUAUACUAAUUGCUGCUGGAAUCAUAGCUUAUUUGGGCCCAUUUACAGCUGCUUUUAGAAAUUCACAGAUAAAAGCUUGGGCGAAAGCGUGCGAUGAGUGCGGCAUCGUGUGCUCGUUGCAGUACAGUUUGACGCAAGUGCUCGGCGAACCUGUCACCAUUCAGCAGUGGAACAUCGACGGUCUGCCUGCUGAUGACUUUAGCGUCGAAAGUGCCAUUAUAAUUAUGACAGCACGCCGAUGGCCUCUAAUGAUCGACCCGCAAGGCCAAGCUAAUCGCUGGGUCAAGAAUAUGGAGAAACCAAACAAUUUAUGUGUGGUUCGAAUAACUCAGGCGGAUUUGAGUCGUGUUUUAGAAAAUGCCGUGCAGUUCGGACAACCAGUGUUAUUAGAAAAUGUUUUGGAGGAAUUAGAUCCUAUGUUGGAGCCGCUUUUACAACAACAGACUUUCCGCCAGGGUGGAGCGCUUUGCAUUAAAAUCGGAGAUGCUAUUGUUGAGUACAGCAAGGAUUUUAAAUUGUACAUAAGCACUAAACUGUCAAAUCCUCACUAUCUACCGGAAGUGGGUGUGCGAGUGACUUUGGUUAACUUUAUGUUGGCCAAGGACGGCUUACAAGCGCAGCUAUUAUCUCGGGUAGUUGCUAAAGAGAGGCCAGACCUUCAACAGGCGAAAACUGACCUCACUACUCAAGGAGCGGAGCACAGGCGUCUUUUGCAAGAUAUAGAGAAAAAGAUUCUUACUGUAUUGUCUACUUCCGAACAUUUAUUAGAAGACGAAGAGGCGGUUCAGAUUUUGGAUUCAGCCAAAGAUAUGGCAAAUGAAAUUAAGGAAAAGCAAGAAGUAGCUAUGAAUACGGAGAAAGCUAUCGACGCAGCGAGAGAUGACUAUGUUCCAAUUGCUAUGCAUUCUACCAACUUAUUUUUCUUAAUCGCGUCUUUGGCAAACAUCGACCCCAUGUACCAGUACUCUCUGGGAUGGUUCGAGGGAUUAUUCACGGCAGCCAUCGACAACACGGAUAAAGUGGAUAACAUACAGGAGCGUUUGAAAAUAUUACGCGCCUACUUCACGUACUCGCUCUACACUAACAUCUGUAGGAGUUUAUUUGAAAAGGACAAAAUGGUAUUUUCGUUAUUGUUAACCAUUACAAUAAUGAUAGCGGAAGGUCGCCUCCAGCAGAAUAACGUGAUUUUCCUUCUGGGCGGCGCCCAACCGAGGCAGAUACCGCCCAACCCGGUGCAGUUUAUUAGUCCGCAGGCGUGGGCGGAGUUAAACGGGUUGAAUGAAUAUGAAAAGUUCAGUGGUAUUGUGAAGCAUUUCACUUCGAACGUCUCUAUGUGGGAGGCAUACUGCGACACGCCCGACCCACAAAACCAGCCAUUACCCGAACCUUGGAACACCAAACUUGAUGAAUUUGAGAAAUUAAUGGUACUACGUUGUAUGCGAAUGGAUAUGAUGGUGCCGGCCGUGCAAAGUUAUGUUGAAGCACAACUGGGACGGCAGUUCAUUGAGCCACCGCUGUUUGAUCUAACCUCUUCAUACGCGGAAUCACACUGUUGCAUACCAUUGCUUUUUGUCUUGACACCCGGCUCAGACCCUAUGGGAACACUGCUGAAGUUUGCCGACGACCAGGGUUUCGGAUCAUCGCGCCUGUUCUCUUUGUCACUUGGUCAAGGGCAAGGUCCAAUAGCAGUGAAGCUCAUUGACGAAGGAGUUCGUAGCGGCACCUGGGUUGUUUUGCAGAACUGUCACCUGGCGAAAAGCUGGAUGCCCAUGUUGGAAAAGAUUUGCGAAGGCUUAUCGCCAGACAACACACAUCCGGACUUUCGACUUUGGUUGACGUCUUAUCCAGCAGACCAUUUCCCUGUUUACGUAUUACAAAACGGUGUCAAAAUGACCAACGAACCGCCUCAAGGUCUUCGUGCAAACAUAACGCGCUCGUACCAAAGUGAUCCCAUAAACGACCCGGAGUGGUUCGAAGGCAACAAGCAGCCGGAGGUGUUCAAGAAGCUUCUCUUCGCUCUCUGUUUCUUCCACGCAGUGGUGCAGGAACGACGACAAUUUGGUCCGCUGGGCUGGAACAUUCGAUAUGAAUUCAACGAGACAGAUCUAAGGAUCAGUGUAACACAACUUUACAUGUUCCUCAACGAGUAUGAUGACAUUCAAUUUGUGGCUCUGCGCUAUCUAACGGGCGAGUGUAAUUAUGGCGGUCGUGUGACCGACGACUGGGACCGGCGCUGUCUGAAUACUAUUCUCUACAAGUUCUACAACCCACGCGCGGUGCAAGAACACAAUUAUCCGCUUGAUCCUUCUGGCGUGUACUACAUCCCCACAUUAAAGGAGCAUUCCGACUUUGUGUCGUUUGCGCGCUCUUUGACGGUGGCAACACCACCGGCUGUAUUUGGAUUUCAUACCAACGCCGAUAUAACCAAGCACUUCCGUGAGGCCGAACAACUACUAGACACAGCCAUUCUUACCCAGGACCGCACGGAUCUUUUGAAAAAUUACUUAGAUACGAUGGCCACUGGGGGCGGUGGCUCCACACCAGAGCAGCAAGCGAUGGCUAUAGCCGAAGAUGUGCUCGCUCGGUUACCGGACAAGAUUUUGCGAGGUCCCUCUCACGAGGGCGAUAUUAAGCCCACUGAUAUGACACCAAUGUCUAUCGUCGUAAUACAAGAGGCCGCUAGAUAUGAGCGCCUCGUUCGAGUCAUCAGAAGUAGCUCCAGAGCUGUUAUUGGAGCUAUACAAGGUGUGAGCGUAUUGACUGACAUAACGGAGGAGGUUCUCACAAGCAUGGUGCGAGGCCGCAUUCCUGCGCUAUGGGCUGGCAAAAGCUACCCAUCCUUGAAACCUCUCGCCGCUUACUUCAACGAUCUCUUGGCCAGACUGGAAUUCCUCCAGCACUGGCAUCAACACGGCCCGCCAGUUAUUUUCUGGUUGUCUGGUUUUUACUUUCCGCAAGCGUUCCUCACGGCAGCGCAACAAAGCUAUGCUAGGAAAUACAAGAUACCUAUCGACCAACUGGAGUUCCACUAUGAGGUUCAACGCACUACCGAUUUGAAGAAACCGCCACCAGAGGGUGUGUACAUCCGUGGUCUGUUCAUGGAGGGGGCGCGUUGGAACAUGACUAGCUACAUAGUUGAUGAGUCCUUCCCAAAGAUACUCUACGAUGACUUUCCACCGGUGUGGCUGAUACCUCUAAAGCGUGAAGACGUACCGACAGACGUGUUCUACAACUGCCCGCUAUAUAAGACUGGUGACCGACGAGGAGUCCUAUCCACCACUGGACACUCCACCAAUUAUAUCCUGUUCAUGCGCUUGCCGACGGCACGGGAGCCGGAUCACUGGAUAAUGCGGGGAGUCGCUUUACUAACACAAUUACCGUUUUAA